Messenger RNA from Plutella xylostella (diamondback moth), 2323 nucleotides. Its product is annotated as leucine-rich repeat-containing protein 47. The record is from RefSeq and is a predicted model, not a curated record. Lineage: Eukaryota; Metazoa; Arthropoda; Insecta; Lepidoptera; Plutellidae. Gene Ontology annotation, biological process: phenylalanyl-tRNA aminoacylation. Gene Ontology annotation, molecular function: RNA binding; protein binding; phenylalanine-tRNA ligase activity.
UUUUAUGAAAAUUGCCGUGUUUUUUUGGAAGUCAAGUCAACCGUUGACGACGUGGUCUUGAGGUUUUUACACAAUAAUAUCAUCAUCCCUCCACCAUAUAACAGUGUUUAUCUACCAAAGUCAUCAUGGGAGUCUGGCAGGAGGUGGCAACCGCCAAAUCAGAGAACCGGCAUGAGAUCAAGCUCGCUGGAGCCGCAAUAUCCAAGCGGAUAUCUGAAGAGGGCUUGGACAAGAGUGUCUUCCAGCUGACGAGCAUCAACUUGUUGAACAUCAGCGACACAUGUCUAACAGCCAUUCCCGAUGAGAUCAAGCAGCUGGUCAACCUACAAUCACUACUUUUGUUCGGGAACAAGAUACAAGAAUUCAAUGAAAACAUAACCUCUUUGCCCAAGUUGAAGGUGCUAGAUUUGUCCAGAAACCAGCUGAAGAGUGUGCCGGAGAGCCUGAACAAAAUGAAGGAGUUGACCAGCAUAAAUUUAAGCUCCAAUGAGAUUGAGAGCAUGCCAAAGUUUGUUGAUUUUCCUAAUCUAAUCAUAGUUGAUAUUUCAAACAAUAAAUUAUCAAGCUUCCUGGAUUUAGAAGGAGCUGUGUUCCCUCACUUAACUGACUUGAAGCUCAAGGGGAAUGUGAUAGAGUCUUUGCCUGGCUGUGUGGCCAGCAGUCUGCCAUCACUCAAGAACUUUGAUAUUGGAGACAACCAGUUGAAGACUGUUCCUGGAGAACUUGCAGCUAUGUCUAAAUUAAAAGAACUCAACCUAAAAGGCAACAAAUUGGCCGACAAGAGGCUCAUGAAGCUUGUGGACCAGUGCCGGACGAAGCAGGUUCUCGACUAUGUCAGAGAACACUGCCCCAAGUCUGACCAGAACCCGGCAGCAGGUGGUGGUGGCAAGAAGGGCAAAAAGGGACAGGCCAAAAAACAGGAGGAACCCACCGAGGAGGAAGUCAGUGACCUCUGCCACCUACUGAAGAUCCUCCACGUAGAAGAUGAAAGCAUAAAGGUGAAGAUCAAAGAGCCGAACCUAGCGGGCAUCAGGCCGUACAUCCUGUGCUGCAUUGUCAAGGACCUGAAGUUUGACGAAGUGAUGUUCAAGAAGUUCAUACAACUGCAGACCAAGCUCCAUGACACGGUGUGUGACAAGAGGAACGUGGCCACUAUUGCCACACAUGACUUAAGCAUAAUUGCUCCAGGUGACCUAGUCUACACCGCCAAGCCCCCGGCGCGGCUCAAGCUGGUCCCGCUGUCGCGGCUGAAGCCGUGCACCGGCGAGCAGCUGUUCCAGCAACUCACGGCCGAGGCGGAGGCGCUGCGCAAGGAGAAGAAGAGGAAUGUGUACUCGGGGAUACACAAAUACCUGUACCUGCUAGAAGGCAAACCGCGCUACCCGUGCCUCGAAGACGCCAGCGGCAAGGUCAUCAGCUUCCCGCCCAUCACCAACUCAGAUGAUACCAAGAUGUCGCCGGACACCACUGCCAUGCUGGUGGAGGUGACGUCGCACGCGUCGCUCGGCGCCUGCAAGACCGUGCUGGACAAGCUGCUGCACGAGCUGCUGCUGCUGGGAGCCGGGGCUGGUGAUGAUGGGGAGUACAACACGCUGACCGUGCAGCAGGUGAAAGUGGUGGACCCUGAAGGUAACCUGAAGGCGGUGUACCCGUCCCGUACAGACUGCGUGUUCGAGGGAGAGGCCAAUGUCAAGGUGCUGCGAAUGCCCAAGAAGUAAAUUCGACCGACCACAAAUACGAGGCCAAACAUUGGCUUAGCUAUUCCGAUCAUUACAAUACCUUGUUUCAUUGAUUACAUGAUACAGACAAACUGAGAUGACACGGUGUAGAUAUGCCAAUGUUAAGCCGGAUUUAUUGGUAUGGCUGUCAUAAUUAAGCUUCAAUUUCACAAUAGUCGGUUAGAUCGUAACCAGGGAAAGGUUGAUCAAUUAUACGUCAUGUGCAUAUUAAAUUCUUGACAGAUGUGUUAAAAGUCAACCACUAAUACCUGGUUAUGCUCUAACCGACUAUGGAGAAAUCGGCACUAAACUUCAGAGAUGCCAGACAACCAGUCACGAAUGGUUUUGCAGUGAGGCAGCUGAAGUGAUCUUUCUGUAAAAACACUUGUAUUUUUGUAUACUAGCCGUUACAUAAGGUAGCAAUUGAUUGCUGUAGUUGCUCUACCACUUAUUUAUUUUCACAUAAAAAAAUAUCUGUCGGUAAAAGCGUAUAAAAAAAAUUAUAGAGCUGUUGAGCAGUGAAACAUUACAAGUGUUCAACAUUUGUUGCCAUAUCGGUUGAUUGUAAACAUGAUACAUAAAUUAUACAUAAAAUACGAAAAUAU